Yarrowia lipolytica CLIB122 is the source of this 1029-nucleotide messenger RNA. RefSeq lists its product as uncharacterized. The record is from RefSeq and is a predicted model, not a curated record. Gene Ontology annotation, molecular function: porphobilinogen synthase activity; zinc ion binding. Gene Ontology annotation, cellular component: cytosol. Gene Ontology annotation, biological process: heme biosynthetic process. Lineage: Eukaryota; Fungi; Ascomycota; Dipodascomycetes; Dipodascales.
AUGGUCCACAAAGCCGAGUACCUUGAAGAACACGAGACCCAGAUCUCCUCCAUUCUGAGCGGCGGUUACGCCCACCCUCUGUCUCGACAGUGGCAGCAGAAGAACCGCCUCACCAAGGAUAUGUUCAUCUAUCCUCUUUUCGUCACUGAUGAUCCCGAGGAGGAGACUCCUAUCAGCUCUCUUCCCGGCCAGAAGCGAUGGGGCGUCAACAAGCUGGUGCCCUACGUCGACUCUCUGGUCAAGAAGGGCCUCCGAUCUGUCAUUCUUUUCGGUGUUCCUAUGAAGGAGGGUGUUAAGGAUCUUGAGGGAACUGCUGCGGAUGAUCCCGAGGGACCCGUUAUUCAGGCCACCAAGGCUCUCAAGAAGGCCUUCCCUGACCUGUUUGUCAUGUGUGACGUUUGCCUGUGCGAGUACACCUCGCACGGUCACUGCGGCGUUCUUCGAGAGGACGGAACUGUUAUCCGAGACACAACUGUGCGACGUUUGGCUGCCGUGGCUGUCAAUUACGCCAAGGCAGGAGCUGACUGUGUGGCACCCUCGGACAUGAUUGACGGUCGAAUCCACGACAUCAAAAAGGGCUUGCUCAAGGCCGGUCUUGCCCACAACGUCAUGGUUAUGAGCUACACUAAGUUCUCCGGAAACCUGUACGGACCUUUCCGAGAGGCUGCCUGCUCUGCUCCCAGCCACGGAGACCGAAAGCGAUACCAGCUCCCCGCUGGCGGUCGAGGUCUCGCUCGACGAGCUCUUGCUCGAGACCUGGCCGAAGGUGCCGAUGCCGUCAUUGUCAAGCCUUCCACCUUUUACCUGGAUAUCGUGGUGGACGCUGCUGAGAUCUGCAAGGACGUGCCUAUUGCUACCUACCAGGUUUCCGGAGAGUACGCCAUGAUCCACGCAGCUGCCGAGAAGGGCGUUGUUGAUCUGGAGGUGAUGGCCUUCGAGGCGGCCUACGGUAACCUGCGAGCCGGAGCCAACCUCCUUAUCUCUUACUUUACCCCCGACUUUCUCGAGUGGUUGGACCACCACCACUAA